AUGGAGGAGAAAUUACUGAAUGAUAGACAGUUCUUGAAGAUUCAAGAGUUGAACUCACCAGAUGCGGAUAGAAGAUCCAUCACGGAACCCAAAAAGGUACCAGAACAAGAGGAGAAAAUCCUCGUGGAACCAUCAGAGAUUAAGAUCAAUGAUGAAAAUGUACAAAUAUCACCUAUCACUUCUGAAAAGGAUGAUUCUGUGUUUCUCAGUCAUGUGGGCGUACUUCAUGAUAAGGAAAAGACAAGAUAUAGAAGAGGUUCUGAAUCUUUCAUCUCCUAUUUUGACGACGUUGCAUUUGAACCAAGACCAAGUAUAUUGGAUGGAUCUAUUGAUGAACCAUUUAGGAGAAACUUCCAAGGCACCAUCUUGGAAAAGGAAAUGAAAAAAUUAGAGAAGGAGCAAAGAAAGUUGAAUCGUAAGGGGGUUCAUGUGGAAUUUAAACCACUGGAAACUUCUCAAUCAAUUGGUAAUUUUUCAGGAUUUUAUGUGGUUACUUGGAUGACUAUUGCAUUAACAUUUCUGAGAGUAGUGGUUGACUAUUAUUUGGAACAUGGAACUUUUACCGAUUCUAAGAUUUUACAAUUUAUGACUACUGAUUUAUUUACUACCGCCACUGUGGAUUUGUCAAUGUAUUUGGAUACCUACAUUAUUUUCCUCAUUCAAUAUUGUUGUAAGAAACGUUGGAUUAAAUGGCAUGGAUUGGGUUGGUAUUUGACUGCCAUUUUCGAAUUCACAUUUGUCAUCUUUUAUAUGUUUUUAACGGAACAUGUUUUGAAAUUACAUUGGGUCGCUAAGAUUUUCUUAUUCUUACACUCUUUGGUGUUAUUAAUGAAGAUGCAUUCAUUUGCAUUUUAUAACGGAUACCUAUGGUCUAUUUGGGAAGAAUUACAAUAUUCUAAAAAGGCAUUAUCACAAUUUAAAGAUGAAGAGGAAAAGACUCAAAAUGUAACCAUGAUUAAGACUUUGGAAAGAAGUAGUACCUUUUGUCAACAUGAAUUAAAUGUACAAUCUGAAAAGGAAAAAUUUCCAACAAAUAUCAAUUUAAAAAAUUUCUUCAUGUAUUCCAUGUUCCCUGUGUUAGUCUACCAAAUCGAAUACCCAAGAACAAAGAAAAUAAGAUGGAAUUAUGUCUUUCAAAAAGUUUGUGCCAUCUUUGGUACCAUUAUUCUUAUGAUGGUUGAUGCUGACGUCUUUAUGUAUCCAGUUGCCAUUGAAGGUUUGGCUCUACGUGACGCUCCCUGGAUCUCCCUUACACAUAGAUUUGGUCAAUUGGUCAGAUUAUUAAUUGAUAUGAUCCCUGGAUUCAUCGUUAUGUAUCUACUGACUUUCUACCUAAUUUGGGAAGCCAUCUUAAAUUGUAUCGCAGAACUAACAUGUUUUGGCGAUAGAUAUUUUUACGGUGACUGGUGGAACUGUGUUUCAUGGGGAGAUUUCUCUAGAAUUUGGAAUGUGCCAGUUCAUAACUUUUUGGUAAGACACGUUUAUCAUAGUUCCAUGAGUGCUCUUAAAUUAAAUAAAAUGCAAGCAUCAGUGAUGACAUUCUUAAUUAGUUCUGUCAUUCAUGAAUUAUCCAUGUAUGUGAUCUUUAAAAGAUUUAGGCUUUACAUCUUCAUGAUGCAAAUGUCUCAAAUUCCCUUAAUGGCUUUGAGUGAAACAAAAUAUCUAAAGGACAGAACCAUUCUUGGAAAUUUAAUCUUUUGGUUUGGAAUAUGUGUGGGACCAAGUUUGAUGUGCACAUUAUACUUGACCUUUUAG
Naumovozyma castellii is the source of this 1755-nucleotide messenger RNA. RefSeq names its product sterol acyltransferase (gene ARE2). NCBI's taxonomy places the organism in Eukaryota, Fungi, Ascomycota, Saccharomycetes, Saccharomycetales, Saccharomycetaceae. Bases 1 to 1755 code for a protein of 584 amino acids. The record is from RefSeq and is a predicted model, not a curated record. The transcript has a single exon.